Messenger RNA from Fusarium keratoplasticum, 627 nucleotides. RefSeq names its product N-acetyltransferase domain-containing protein. The coding region runs from base 1 to 627 and encodes 208 amino acids. Gene Ontology annotation, molecular function: acyltransferase activity, transferring groups other than amino-acyl groups. The transcript has a single exon. The record is from RefSeq and is a predicted model, not a curated record. Lineage: Eukaryota; Fungi; Ascomycota; Sordariomycetes; Hypocreales; Nectriaceae.
AUGUCCUCAAAACCCAUUCUUCAGCUCAACAGCUGCCUGGUGCGAGCUUACAAUGAAGGAGACGUUGAGUCUCUCGCCAAAACGGCAAACAACCCACGAGUAGCGCGAUGGAUGACCAACGCAUUCCCGCAGCCAUACACUGUCGAAGAUGCCAAGAAAUGGAUCUCCAUCGCCAAUGUCCCAUCCCCUAUUCGCGACUUUGCGAUCUGCCGGCUGGACGGCUUAGCCGUCAUCGGCGGCAUCGGCCUCAAACCGCGAGACGACAUCCACUACCGUACCAUGGAGAUUGGCUACUGGUUAUGUGAAGACUAUUGGCAUCAAGGCAUCGCAACAGAAGUUGUCACUGCCUUCUCCAACUGGGCCUUUGGAAACUUUAAGCACUUGCUGCGGCUGGAAGCCGUAGUCUUUGAGGGGAAUCCGGCAAGCGGUCACGUACUUAUCAAAUCCGGCUUUCAGUUUGAAUCGAGACAGAGAGCGGCGGUCGAGAAGUUGGGUAGGGUCAUGGAUACCUUGACGUACACCAAGUUUGCAACGGGAAACGGCAGAAGGUUGACGAAACAACAUGCAGAGCCGAGAUGCCGAGAAAUAGAAACAGUCCCAAGGAUGGCAUUUGUCAAGUUGAUUUGA